CCCAACCGCCGCCGCCAAUCGUUUCGGCGCCUUCGUGCUCUCCUCCCGAUCCGCCCGCGCUCCUCGCCCUCCUCCUCCGACCCUCUCUCAGAUCAGAAAAUGCCAUUGGGAUUGAUUACGGGGUUAGGGAGGGCAAUGCGGAGGAAACGAACUUCAUCACUAAAUAUAUUAUCUUCAAAAAGAGGGCCUCGAGACUAUUACAAGGGAAAGAACUGCAAGCCCACUGGUUUCCACACUCGUAAAGGUGGGUACGUUGUGAUGGAUGAAAAGUUGCCUCGUUAUGUGGUACCAGAUUUGACUGACUUUAAGCUGAGGCCUUAUGUAUCGCAGUGCUCGCGGGAUGCAUCUGCAACUUCCAACUCAGCAGACUCGGCAGGGUCUGCUAAGACAGCCGAGUAAGAGGCACGCCAUGUCUGCUGCUUGCCGCUGCAGGUUCUGGGGUCGGUUGUAUGAAAUCCUGUCCCCACUGGAAUAUUGCAUGGUAAUGGCAGAAAUUCUUGAAUGGGUGGAACUAAAGUUUGAAGGCUUGCUUUUCUCUGUAGAACUAAUGAAGCUCUUCAGCAUGUUGGAUUAGGCUUGAAGAAAUUUUUCUUGUAGAAUGUUAAAUUGAUAUACUUCAAAUGGCCACAUGAUUGCUUAUUUUUAAGCCCCAAUAACAAUGACAUUGAUUGAUUUAAUCGUCAAUUUUAGCUGGACGUUCCA
Phoenix dactylifera (date palm) is the source of this 702-nucleotide messenger RNA. RefSeq lists its product as uncharacterized. Gene Ontology annotation, biological process: translation. NCBI's taxonomy places the organism in Eukaryota, Viridiplantae, Streptophyta, Magnoliopsida, Arecales, Arecaceae. Gene Ontology annotation, molecular function: structural constituent of ribosome. The record is from RefSeq and is a predicted model, not a curated record. Gene Ontology annotation, cellular component: mitochondrial large ribosomal subunit.